CCUCCAUGGCCAGGUCCCGGGCUUGCUGGACUGGGACAUGGGGAACGAGUCCUUUCUGGCCUUCACCACAGCGCACCUGCCCUUAGCCGAGCAGAACCUUGCCAGAUAUAGACUCCGAGUAGUUGAUCCACCAAGACUACCCCUGGAAAAAAAACCCAAGGCUGAUGAAGAUGGUCCAGAUUUUGAGCCCAACCUGUGGAUGUGGGUAAACCCCAACAUCGUGUAUCCCCCCGGAAAGGUGGAGGCCCCAGAACCUAGUAAGACGGAGGAUCUGACAAGCACACUCCCCUCCCCUCAGCCACCCCUGAAGGAGGAAGAUGCCACCUGCUCAGAGGCCAUGGGGGUGGAAUCGCUGCUACAUUCUUCUGGCGAACAGCACUUCCCCUUUUUCCGGACGGCUCCGGAGGGCUGGAAGAAUACUGUCCGUCACAAUCUCUGUUUCCGAGACAGCUUUGAGAAAGUGCCGGUGGGCGCACAGGGUGGGGCCGGCACACGGCCUCGAUCCUGCCUCUGGAAGCUGACUGAGGAGGGACACCGCCGCUUUGCAGAGGAGGCCCGUGCCUGGGCUUCCACUCGGCUGGAGAGUAUCCAGCAGUGCAUGAGCCAGCCAGAUGUGAUGCCCUUCCUCUUUGACCUUUAGCUCCAAGAAGCAAGAGUCAGCUCAUGCCUUAUUAAAGUUACCCUCAGCAGC
This is a messenger RNA of Galeopterus variegatus (Sunda flying lemur), 691 nucleotides long. It is a transcript of the gene FOXR1, whose product is annotated as forkhead box R1. Lineage: Eukaryota; Metazoa; Chordata; Mammalia; Dermoptera; Cynocephalidae. The record is from RefSeq and is a predicted model, not a curated record. Bases 38 to 640 code for a protein of 200 amino acids. The transcript is spliced from 5 exons. Gene Ontology annotation, biological process: regulation of DNA-templated transcription. Gene Ontology annotation, molecular function: sequence-specific double-stranded DNA binding; DNA-binding transcription factor activity. Gene Ontology annotation, cellular component: nucleus.